Molecule: messenger RNA, 1680 nt
Organism: Python bivittatus (Burmese python)
Lineage: Eukaryota; Metazoa; Chordata; Lepidosauria; Squamata; Pythonidae
Source: RefSeq, a predicted model, not a curated record
UCUCCUCUUUCUCCUGCAGCUCCUUCAGCAGUGUCCAUCAUGCAUCAAGUGAGCCGGACAGUGGACAGCAUCACCCUCUCGUGGUCUCAACCGGACCAGCCCAACGGGGUCAUCCUGGACUACGAGCUGCAGUACUAUGAGAAGGAUCUGAGUGAGUUCAACUCCACGGCGGUCAAAAGCCCCACCAACACCGUGACCGUCCCAAACCUCAAGGCCGGGACCAUUUACGUCUUUCAGGUGCGAGCCCGCACGGUGGCCGGCUACGGGCGCUACAGUGGGAAGAUGUACUUCCAGACCAUGACGGAAGCUGAAUACCAGACCAGCAUCCAGGAGAAGCUGCCUCUGAUCAUCGGCUCUUCGGCGGCAGGGCUGGUCUUCCUCAUCGCCCUCGUGGUCAUCAUCCUCGUGUGCAACAGAAGACGUGGAUUUGAGCGCACCGAUUCUCAGUACACCGACAAGCUCCAGCAUUACACCAGUGGCCACAUUACUCCUGGCAUGAAGAUCUACAUCGACCCGUUCACCUAUGAAGAUCCCAAUGAGGCCGUCCGGGAGUUCGCGAAGGAGAUCGACAUCUCGUGCGUCAAAAUUGAGCAGGUGAUCGGGGCAGGAGAGUUUGGCGAGGUGUGCAGCGGGCACCUGAAGUUGGCAGGCAAAAGGGAGAGUUUCGUGGCCAUCAAGACCCUGAAAUCAGGGUACACUGAGAAGCAGCGGCGAGAUUUCCUGAGCGAAGCCAGCAUCAUGGGUCAGUUUGACCACCCCAAUGUGAUCCACCUGGAAGGGGUGGUGACCAAGAGCCCCCCGGUCAUGAUAGUCACCGAAUUCAUGGAGAAUGGUUCGUUGGACUCCUUCCUCCGGCAAAAUGAUGGGCAAUUUACUGUGAUCCAGUUGGUGGGGAUGCUGAGGGGCAUCGCCGCCGGCAUGAAAUACCUAGCUGACAUGAACUACGUCCACCGUGACUUGGCGGCACGCAACAUCCUGGUCAACAGCAAUCUGGUCUGCAAGGUUUCGGACUUCGGCCUCUCCCGCUUCCUGGAAGAUGAUACCUCGGACCCCACCUAUACCAGUGCUCUAGGUGGGAAGAUCCCAAUCCGUUGGACCGCACCUGAAGCCAUCCAGUAUCGAAAGUUUACUUCGGCCAGUGAUGUGUGGAGCUAUGGCAUCGUCAUGUGGGAGGUGACAUCCUAUGGGGAGAGGCCUUAUUGGGAUAUGACCAACCAGGACGUAAUUAAUGCCAUUGAGCAAGACUAUCGACUGCCACCACCCAUGGAUUGUCCCAGCGCUCUUCAUCAGCUCAUGUUGGACUGCUGGCAGAAGGAUCGCAACCACCGGCCCAAAUUUGGACAGAUUGUCAACACCUUAGACAAGAUGAUCCGAAACCCCAACAGCCUGAAAGCCAUCGCACCCCUUUCCUCAGGGAUUAACCUCCCCUUGUUGGACCGCACGAUCCCGGAUUAUUCCAGCUUCAACACGGUCGACGAAUGGCUCGAAGCAAUCAAGAUGGGCCAGUACAAGGAGAGUUUCGUCAGCAACGGCUUCGUCAGCUUCGACUUGGUUUCCCAGAUGACAAUGGAAGACAUCCUGCGAGUCGGCGUGACACUAGCCGGCCACCAGAAGAAGAUCUUGAACAGCAUCCAGAUGAUGCGCACGCAGAUGAGCCAGAUCCAGUCCGUGGAAGUUUGA